AUGGGCGAUGACUAUGACCCCGUUAUCGAGUACAAUCAAGAGCUCCCUACGCUCACCUUUGAGACAGAACUGGGAACUGGCCAUAUGUUUGCAGAUUCAGCCUUUUUCUAUCUCAGCCUCAACACUGAGAGUAAACAGGCGCGUAUUGUAUACUCAAGCACCAUACCAGCUGACGAGAGAAUAAUUGCAAUAUCAGAGAGUUCAAGGAAUUUGGGCCUUCGAGAUGAUCCCUUCUCUUUUCUCACUUGUGCGCUGAGUUCUAUCCUGCAAGAUCAGGGGGCGAAUGCACAUCCUUUCUCCACAGCUAUCAGUGAAAUGGAGCACUACAGCAACUCUCUCAGGUACGAGAUUGUAGAAGGCGAAGAGACCAAAGUCAAAGAGACGGCGAUUCAACUCAAGAUCUGCCUCCCAUAUAUGGAGAAAAUCUUGGAGUUCGUUGAAUGCAUGAUUCAAAUCAUUGAGGAUACCAUUAGCGAGCACAGAGAAUGCAGAGAUUUACUGCCAAUACCUCAACACCACUACUUUCAAUCUCCAGACUUUACGCUCACAGGCGAUCUCUUUCAAGAGUUAUCAAGAGACGCGUAUAAGAAGAGUGAAUAUCUGCUUAUCAACGACUGCGCCAUCAAGGCUAGCACCGAGGCAAUGACGAGGUUGACUAAAGCGAACCGGGAAGAUAGCAUUAGAAUGAAUGAGAUUGGAGUUGCCAUGAAGCUUGAUAGUGAGGCCAUGAUUACCAUUGCCAAGCUCACCAUGUUUUAUCUCCCCUUGACAUUUGUGGCGACUAUUUUCAGUAUGGGAAUCUUCAAUUUUGACUUUGAAAACGGCAAGAAUGGGCGUCUUGUCAUGUCUAGCCAAUGGUGGCUGUACAUCAUCUUUGCCAUUCCCCUCACUCUGGGAACGUUUUACUGGUUUCGUGCAGUUACGAGAUCGCACAAACAGGCGAGCCAGAAAGCAGAACGAGAAGCCAAGCAGCCUGAAUGA
This is a messenger RNA of Fusarium oxysporum Fo47, 981 nucleotides long. RefSeq lists its product as uncharacterized. Lineage: Eukaryota; Fungi; Ascomycota; Sordariomycetes; Hypocreales; Nectriaceae. The record is from RefSeq and is a predicted model, not a curated record. Bases 1 to 981 code for a protein of 326 amino acids. The transcript is spliced from 5 exons.